This is a messenger RNA of Rhincodon typus (whale shark), 666 nucleotides long. Its product is annotated as exportin-2-like. The record is from RefSeq and is a predicted model, not a curated record. Gene Ontology annotation, cellular component: cytosol; nuclear envelope. Gene Ontology annotation, molecular function: nuclear export signal receptor activity. The annotation marks the transcript as partial. Gene Ontology annotation, biological process: protein export from nucleus; protein import into nucleus. NCBI's taxonomy places the organism in Eukaryota, Metazoa, Chordata, Chondrichthyes, Orectolobiformes, Rhincodontidae. The transcript is spliced from 6 exons.
AUCCCAUUAGGUAUCGACAUGAAUUCAAGUCAAAUGAACUGUGGACUGAGAUUAAACUGGUGUUAGACACUUUUGCAGAACCCCUCACUGCACUUUUUAAAACUACAAUUGAACUGUGCCAUACACAUGCCAAGGAUGUCAACGUAUUGAAGGUUCUCUUCUCUUCUCUCGUUUUGAUUGCUAAGCUGUUCUAUAGCUUAAAUUUCCAAGAUUUGCCAGAGUUUUUUGAAGAUAACAUGGAAACAUGGAUGAUGAACUUUCAUAGUUUACUCACUUUGGACAAUAAGUUGCUACAAACUAAUGAUGAAGAAGAGGCUGGUUUGUUGGAACUGCUGAAGUCCCAAAUAUGUGAUAAUGCUGCUCUCUAUGCUCAGAAAUAUGAUGAAGAGUUCCAGCCCUAUCUACCUCAAUUUGUCACAGCUAUUUGGAAUCUACUAGUCACAACCAAGCAGGAGGUUAAAUAUGACUUGCUGGUAAGCAAUGCUAUUCAGUUCCUGGCAUCUGUCUGUGAGAGACCACACUACAAACAUUUGUUUGAAGAUCAGAAUACAUUAACCAGUAUUUGUGAAAAGGUUAUUGUUCCUAACAUGGAAUUCAGAGCUGCUGACGAAGAAGCAUUUGAAGAUAACUCUGAAGAGUACAUCAGGAGAGAUUUGGAGGGAUCAG